AUGUCGGGUACUCUCUGUGAUAUUAGACUUGAGUGGAACGAUCUCCAAAAAGUUAAGCGAUAUAUUCAUGAAAAAGUCAAGUUCUUUUUCAGAUCGAAAAUUACUUUGAUGACUUGCUAAGAACCGUCCGCGUUAGUGAAAUCGAACGAGCCGUUUUUAUAAUUGGAAGAGAUGAAGACGUAUUACACUUUUUACUGAUCAGAUUGAAAAAGAACUUUUGAGGGAAUUUAUCUCAAACUGAAAUUCAUUCCUAUCGUGCAGCCGUUCUCCGACACUUUGAACGACAAAGCGGUACGAAAUUUCAAUAAGUCAAGUUUGGAAAAAAAAAUCUUUCGGAGCGGAUUGAUUUUUUACUUCAUUAACACUAACAUGUUCUAGUGCAUAACAAACUUGGAGUACGACCAGGACGAACUAUACUGCUACAACGUUGAAUACGAGCAGCACGCGGAAAAAUUGAACAAGGCGUCGAUUGGGCUCCAAACUGGAAAACCUUACGCUAAAAAAAAAUUUUGA
Caenorhabditis auriculariae is the source of this 513-nucleotide messenger RNA. The record is from the annotation of a GenBank genome assembly. Lineage: Eukaryota; Metazoa; Nematoda; Chromadorea; Rhabditida; Rhabditidae.